CCAUCUGAGCCCAUCCUCCCGUCUGUUCACACUACGCCUUCAAUCGCCAUAUUGGGUUUUGAGAGGUUACUCUGCAGUUUCUCUCAGUGCGGGACGAAAAUUGACACAGCGCCUUCGGUUCCUGUGCAGUUUGUUUUGAUGAUUCGCGGGGACUAUCUUCGGCGUCAGAACACAGCAGAAGCCAUUGGUGCCUCCAGCCUCUCGUACGCAUGGCAUAAGCGCUCCCACGCCCGUGUCGGAUCUUUCCCCCCGUGACGAGGAGAUAGCCGCUGUUGUUUUUCUCUCUCCCGUCUUUUCAGCGAGGUGUUUUUUCUUAUGAAAACCGGACGCUCCUGGCUGCUAGAAGAUUCAGCUUUUUUAGGAGGUAAAAUGUCAGACGUUCGACUUUCAAACGGAAGCCCGACGUUGGAGCGGACGGAACCCCGGCUGUCGGAGCACCCGAAGCCGUCAGCCUGCCGGAACCUCUUCGGCUCGGUGGACCACGAAGAGUUAAACAGGGAUUUAAAGGGACACAUGCGGGAGCUGCAGGACCUUGCGGCAGCGGAGUGGGGCUUCGACUUCGCCCGUGACGUGCCGCUGCCGAACUCCAGGUUCAUUUGGGAACGAGUGGACUCCGCGGAGAUGCCGGAUUUCUACGUGCGGCCGCCGCGGAAGGAGAAAGGCGUCUGCUCUGGGAAUACCAAGGUGGAUGUUAACGGGAAUCAUAGCUGUGUUCUGGUGGCUCCUCCGAGCGAAGAAACCAGCCUGUCUGUGGGUCAGACCGAGUGUACGGAGCAGUGCGCGGGGCUGAGGAAGAGACCGUGUCACGACCCCAGCGCGCAAAGUAAGAGGUCACGCAGCAGCCCAGAUGAAGUUAGUUGUCCAAGCCUGAGCCACUCUGUUGAACACACACCCAGAAAGUCCAGUCCCAAGAGACAAACGUGAGGACUAACAAAACG
Molecule: messenger RNA, 938 nt
Organism: Cyprinodon variegatus (sheepshead minnow)
Lineage: Eukaryota; Metazoa; Chordata; Actinopteri; Cyprinodontiformes; Cyprinodontidae
Gene: cdkn1bb
Product: cyclin-dependent kinase inhibitor 1B (p27, Kip1)
Exons: 2
Coding region: 316-924 (202 amino acids)
Biological process (GO): regulation of cell cycle; G1/S transition of mitotic cell cycle; negative regulation of cell population proliferation
Cellular component (GO): cytoplasm; nucleus
Molecular function (GO): cyclin-dependent protein serine/threonine kinase inhibitor activity; protein-folding chaperone binding
Source: RefSeq, a predicted model, not a curated record